Bufo bufo (common toad) is the source of this 661-nucleotide messenger RNA. It is a transcript of the gene RFESD, whose product is annotated as Rieske Fe-S domain containing. Gene Ontology annotation, molecular function: 2 iron, 2 sulfur cluster binding. Lineage: Eukaryota; Metazoa; Chordata; Amphibia; Anura; Bufonidae. The record is from RefSeq and is a predicted model, not a curated record.
GGGAUAUCUACCACAAGCCUGAAUGACUGCACUUACUUGUGUCACUUUCAUACAGGAGGACUGGGGAACUGAUCAGGAUUCCAUAAUAUUACAAAGAACAUGGGCCAGCAGCAAACGGUCAUCUCGGAACCGGAGGAGUUGGAUGAAUCUGCUGUCUUUGUGGGGAAAGUGGAAGACCUUAAAGCACCUAAGAGGAUCAGAACCACAGUGAACGACAGAGAAGUAGUGAUAUUUCAUCAUCUGGGGAAAUACCAUGCCCUGGACCUUCGCUGCUAUCAUGCUGGAGGACCUCUUCAUCUUGGAGAAAUCGAGGAUAUUGAUGGACGAGCGUGUAUUGUUUGUCCUUGGCACAAAUAUAAAAUAGUUUUGGAAACUGGUGAAGGCUUGUACAAGGAGUUACCCUCAGACCCAAGCCGAUCGAAAAAGUGGUUCUCUAAGGAAAAAACAAAGACACUCACAAAGUGACUAGUCAAAGAUGGGAGUAUCUAUGUAACUUCUCCUCGUGAUUUUGAUCUAAGAUGUGAUUCUGAUUUCUAUGCGAAGGAAAAGUUCAUGAUGAUGCACAAACCUGAUCCUGUUAGAAUCCUUUACUACAGCAUACUUAUAUUUAUUUUACUGAGCAAUGUUAGCUCUAUGUAGUGUCAACUAGCAAUUAUAUUCA